Messenger RNA from Cetraspora pellucida, 207 nucleotides. NCBI's taxonomy places the organism in Eukaryota, Fungi, Glomeromycota, Glomeromycetes, Diversisporales, Gigasporaceae. The record is from the annotation of a GenBank genome assembly.
AUGACCCCUACUAAAGCUAUAAAAAUAAAAGAAGUUAUUGCAACACCUUCAAAAUUAUGUAAUAGGCCUAUAGGCUUUAAUAAAACUAAAUUAAAUUAUAGUACUUUAGUUAGAUAUUUGCUUGAACCUGAUGAACUUAAAACAGGUCCUAAAAGAGCAACUGACUAUAAUUGGAGUCUACAAGUUUAUCAUAUUCAUGAAGCUUUG